AUGGCUCCGCCUGUGCGACAUCUCCAGGACCGGAGCUGUCCGGUAUUCGCGACGCAAGCCCUGCCGGACAUUGCGAAAGACUGCCAAUGUCACGACAGCGUGCCCUACUGCUUCGAGGACGGCCGGCAGAUGUGCCAUCGCUCUGAUGGCAGAUUGGACCUGCACUACUUCGCUGUGGACUGCGAAUCCUGCAUUUGUCAAGAGUCCCAAGAUGCCGGAAGCAGGAGCACAUCUUUUGCAGGUCCUUCGGAGACCACUUGUUCGACCGCAGAUGGUGCGCAAGAAGUGAUGCUUGCACCUGAUGCCUCAGGCAAUUGCUUUUGCCCGGACGAGAGACCUCUGUGUGUGCGCCUACCGGGUGAAGAUCUUGGCUGUCUUGCAGGCCAUGUGCAGCCAGAGUCUGCCUCAGCUGCAGCGUUUGGGGCAGGAUGUGCGCCUGACAGCUGUUCGUGCCGUGCGUCAUGUCCAUCUUUUGCCAGCCGUGGCUAUGCCGACAGUGUUGGAGACUGCCAUUGUCCUCCCGACUCGCCUUUGUGUUAUGAAGAUGGGACGGCCGGCUGCCGAUCUUCGACUGGCAUGACCUCGUGGACGUACUUCUCAAGCAAUUGUGGUGCUCGAUGCGAGUGCGUGGAGCAGCUAGAAGGCCAGUGCGACCCCAGGAGUUGCUUGGAGACGGCGGACUGCAUUUUCUCGACUUGCAGAGACUGCGAUGUCUGCAAGGGGAUCACCAGGUGUCCGACAGCUCCUGGCGACGACAGCAUUACUUUGCCGGAUUGGAGCGGCAACUGCAGAUGCAAAGACCAGCAGGUGUGCUAUGAAGGUGGCAGCAUUACCCCUGGAUGCCCUGUGGCACCAGCUGGGCGCUCGCAAUUUUCUUUUCAGAUCAGCUGCAUCGAUUGCAUCUGUGACAAGCUGACAUCAUCAUCCGGUUCCGGCAACGUCAAAUGCCCAAGGUUUGCACGCGAGAACCUCCCUGGCUGGUCUGGCGACUGUGUGUGUCCGGAUGACAAGCCGGAUUGCUACCAGAAUGGAAUCCGGUGGUGCUCCAGGACAGACGGCCAGCGCGAUCUGCACUAUUUCGAUCCGGGCUGCCUGGACUGCGAAUGCCGGGCAGCCCUGAGCUUUAACUCCACUGACGAGGUGAAGCCCUGCCCAGACUUUGCGAAGUUCAGCUCCUCAAACACGUUCCAAAACUGCAUUUGCCCGGACAGCCGUCCGAUCUGCGUGCAGUCGGACGGCACGGUGGCUGAAGGACGAUCUGGACCAUAUUGUCAAACUGCACAGGGCUGGGAUUCCUCGACGGAGUUUCGGCAUGACUGUGCCACGUGCUCCUGCAUGGAAAGCGACGGAGGAGGCUCUAACCUGCGGGAUUUCACAGCAGAGGAGCAACUAAGUGCAGAUGGGGUCACAUACAUCCGCCUGGAUCUUGUUCUGGAUCUCCGCCUGGUGAAUUCCCUCAACUCGUUGAGCCAAUGGGACUUGGUGGUUGACAGAGUCUUGCUGACGGAUGCGGCCAGGCAAGCUCUUGCGGUGUCUGCAGCUUAUGGCCUGUCGCGGCCAGCAGCACCAGUCAUAGGUUAUUGCCGAGGGGUGGCUGAUGUCCAGGGCAGGACGAUUGACGGUGGAGACUUUGAAGAUGUGCGUGUGCAGCGCCUGCAUGCCGAACUUGGUGUCAUGUGGGCGCAUGCUCUCGAGAUCAACAGUGACAACGGCACAGGCCGGCUGCUUGAAUCGGAUGGACGCCGGCCAGCCUUCCGCAUCUUACAAAGCCUUCGAGCCAAGUCGCUGGAUGAGCUGACAAUCCACGAGCGCGAGCUGCUGGUGAGUCUGGACACUGCUUUUCGCCCGGGGCGCUUCAAGCAGCAACUGGAUUUCGAACUUCAGCGGCUGCUCAACGAGACGGCGAGUUGGCACCCAACUCCAGGUGGCAUCCAGGCACCGCGCAUAUCUGUCAGCAGAGCCAUGCCAUCCUCGGAUUUGUCAGCGAUCCCGGCGCUUUCACUUGUGGGGCCCCUGGCUCCAGCUGCUCCAAGCCGACGGGAUCUGAGGGUGCCUGUUGAUACCGUGCAGACAACGGCGAUGCCCGAAACGGAGGAGGAAGCUAAUGCAUCCAGUGAGUUUGACUUGCUCUCAUUCCUUCCGAUGGGCAUCGCAAUUGUCUCAUCACUGGUUGGCUUUGUCUCCUUGUACUGCUUGGUGAAGCGGGUACGCCGCUGCUUGCGCCGGCGACGUGAAAGACGUGCCGAGAAGGAUGCAGAUGGUGGCUCUGGCUCGCCAAGAUCGCCGAAGGGUUCGCCACGUUCACCGCGGUCACCAAAGAACCCCAGCUCUCCAAGACACGCACCUUCUCAAGAUGCCAUGACGGCAACCUCCAGCGCGAACACCGUAAAGGUGAAACGCGCCGGCACGGCCACUACGGACUUGCGCAAGGGCAUGUCAUCAGUUUUUGACAAGCCAAAGCGUGAGGAUGCGGGGAUGUCCCUGGCUGAUCGGCAAAGAACUGGUCAAAAAACCGUGAGUGCAGCUGCAAAAACGGUCGUGGGUGCAGCUCUGGAGACAGAUGGCGACGACGGCAGCCCAAGGCAGAAGAAGGGCCUGAUGGGGCGCUUUCGAAGAGGCAAAGACAAGGGAGGAAGUCCAAGUCAAUCUCCUCGAGGCUCUCCGAGGAUCGGGGAAAGGAUCGCUCGAGGCGCAGAGAAAGCAGAAGCCGCUCACGUGAUCGAGAACCUAGCCGAAGGCUGGGGGUUCUUUGGUGCAGACCCGCGCAAGAGGCAGAGGAUGUCCUCGCCAAGCUCCGUCUUGAUUUUCUUGCAUGGCAGCGGAGACACCGGCGAGGGUGUCCAGGGCUGGCUGCAUGCCAUCAGUGGUGGAGCUUUCGAGGCCAGCCUUGCACGAGAAGGCAUUGCGAUGCAGUUCCCAACGGCCGAGAGAAUACCUUACAGCCUGAGUGGCGGAAUGCCACAGACUGUGUGGUUUGAUCGGGUAGCUAUGGCGUACGAAGCGCCGGAAGACGUGCCUGGCCUGAAGAGGUCAGUGGAGCUUGUUGACAAAGAGAUCGACAAGCUUGUGGAAUCGGGCGUUCCGAUCUCCAAGAUAGGGGUCGGUGGUAUGUCAAUGGGUGGCUGCUUAGCAUUGCAUGUUGCCUAUGGCAUGGGACGUUAUGCAGGAAGGCUGGGCAUGGUAGCCAGUUUGAGCACCUUCUUGCCCAAAGACAGCUGCCUGGACGAAGCAGCUCGUCGCUUGACCUCCUCGCCGCCGCUCUUCAUGGCACACGGCCAAGCGGACGGCAUGAUUCGGCUGGAAUGGGCGCGGGCCACUCACAGGCGUCUUCUCGCUGCAGGCCUCACAAGCAAGGAACUCCUGGAAUUUCCGGAUGUUCAGCACGAGUUGUGUUCCGAAGAGGUCGGACUGCUGCGGAACUUCGUGCUGGAGCACCUGAGCAAGACAUGA
Molecule: messenger RNA, 3450 nt
Organism: Symbiodinium sp. CCMP2456
Lineage: Eukaryota; Dinophyceae; Suessiales; Symbiodiniaceae
Source: the annotation of a GenBank genome assembly